CAAAAGCUGGGCACGCGCCAUCCUUCCGGCCCUGGCUUCCCUUGAGCCUUGGUGAUUAUUCCACUCUCGGACUUCGUUCUUGACCUCCACAAUGCCUCGCAACACAUUUCUCCCGACCCCAGCGUCGUCAACGGACAUCAAGGGCCAGGACGGUUCCAAGAUGGCCUCCCUGCAGCUAGCCUUUGAGCUGCCGCCACCCGCCGUGGCGAGCGAGGCCGGAGCAAACGCCCCGAACACUUCGGCAACUUUCUACCCUACUCAGGCCAGCGAAACAGUCAAGUCGCGCAGGCGGUCCUCCGCUGCCAACCCGCCCAAGGACCAGUUCGCGCUCCCACCGCCUCCUACCCGCUCUCGCAAGAUUAUCCAGAUGAAGCCGCGCGAGGAGCCCGCCCCCGAGACCCCCGCGUCGACUUCCAAGACAGCAUCCAAGAGCAAUGCCGGGACGAGUUCGACCACUCAAGCGGCCGGUUCAAAAAGGAAACAACCCUCGGCUACGAGCGCAGCCGGGAGGAAGAUCGCGAGGAAGACUGCCCACAGCCUCAUCGAGCGCCGGCGGAGGUCGAAGAUGAACGAGGAGUUUGCCGUCCUCAAGGGCUUGAUCCCAGCGUGUACUGGAGAGAUGCAUAAGCUGGCUAUCCUGCAGGCCUCGAUCGAGUACGUCAGGUACCUCGAAGACUGCGUCACCAAGCUCAAGGCGCAAUGUGGAUCAGAAGCCAUGCUGGACCCCGAACCCCGGCCGCCCCAGUCAAGCCUGCCAUCCCCCUCCAUGGCCGACACAUAUAACCACGGUCACGGCUAUGGCGGCGCCACGGAACCGUGCUCGCCCGACGUAGAGAUGACCAGUUCCUCCAGCGCGCCCUCGCCGAGCUUCACCCCGAUCGCCGGCCGAUCCCAGGCACCGUCCAUCUCCCCGGCCCUGCGGCCGCAGGACCCCAGCCGGCACAACUCGUACUCAUCCGUCUCGUCCGACUACCGCCUGCACGGCUACAGCACGUCGACCACCACCUCGCCCUUCUUCGGCCCGCAGCACCCCGCCGCCCCCCACUCGGCCUACGGCUCCGCCCUGACCAGCCCGGCCCUGCCGCCCCAGCGGGACCUGGACCAGGAGGCCACCGCCGCCCUGCUCAUGCUGAACCAGAUGGACCGCCGCACCAGCAGCAGCACGGCGACCGCGCCGCGCGGUAUGAGCGUGAGGGACCUGCUCAGCAGCUGAGAGACCAGUCGUCGUCGGGCCGUGUUAGACGGCGAUCUGUGUCGCUUGAGAAGCACAUUGUCAACGCAUCGCGGGGGGUAGGCAUUUUGCAAUACCUGGGGGUAUG
This is a messenger RNA of Chaetomium fimeti, 1319 nucleotides long. RefSeq lists its product as uncharacterized. The coding region runs from base 92 to 1213 and encodes 373 amino acids. The record is from RefSeq and is a predicted model, not a curated record. Gene Ontology annotation, molecular function: protein dimerization activity. The transcript is spliced from 2 exons. NCBI's taxonomy places the organism in Eukaryota, Fungi, Ascomycota, Sordariomycetes, Sordariales, Chaetomiaceae.